AUGGCGACUACAUUGACAGGCGGAAAUCAACACGUCAUCAAGCUUCCAAAUACCUCAACGGAUGAACCGUCUGACCUACGAACUAUUGCUGAAGAAUGGCUCACGAGUCUCGAAGAUCAACUAGCUCACCCAGAGCAGUUGAAGAUCACCGAUCUAUUCCACAAUGAUUCUUGGUGGAGGGACAUGUUGGCUUUGGACUGGGAUAUGCGGACUGUGCAGACAGCCAAUGAGAUUCAGGACUUCUUGUUCAAGCGACAACCAAUUGCGAAGCUUUCCAAGCUUCGUCUUCAGGAUACAGGCAAGUUUCAACCACGAUUGGAGCAGGUUGUUGAUGGUCUAGCAUGGAUUUCUUCCAUGUUCUUCUUUGACAGUGCUGUUGGUACGGGUACAGGAAUGUUGCGCUUAACACGAGCGGAUGACGGGUCGUGGAAGGCCUAUGCUGUCUAUACUUCGUUGCAAGAACUACAUUCUGCCCAAGAACCUUUGGGUAAGCUACGUGCAGACGGGACAACAGAAUCAAUGCCUGGUUGUAUUGCGGGAGGUACUUGGAUUGAACGGAGAACCCGCCAGAAAGACUUUUUGGACGAGGACCCAACAACCUUGGUCGUGGGUGCUGGCCAAGCUGGAUUGAAUAUGGGUGCGCGGCUGCAGAGCGUGGGUCUCUCUUGUCUGAUUAUUGACAAAAAUGAGCGUGUUGGUGAUAACUGGCGCCACCGGUAUCGGACACUUGUCACCCACGACCCAGCAGAAUUCACGCACAUGGCCUAUUUGCCUUUCCCACAAAACUGGCCGCAGUUUACACCGAAGGACAAGCUAGGGGACUGGUUCGAAGCCUACGCAAGUAUCAUGGAGCUGAAUAUAUGGAUGCAGACAUCAAUUGUUUCGGCGGAUUACGAUGAGACGGCCAGGCAGUGGACCGUUGUUCUUACUCGUGGUGACGGCUCGCAGCGUACUCUACACCCUCGCCAUGUUAUAUGGUGUACAGGGCACUCGGGUGAAGCAAAGGUACCCUCCUUCGUGGGGCAAGAGUCCUUCAAGGGCGAGGUAUACCAUGGGAGUCAGCAUCGUGAUGCUUCAGAAAGUGAUGUCCGUGGCAAGAAGGUCAUUGUCGUUGGUACUGGUAACAGUGGCCACGACAUCGCUCAGAAUUUCUACGAAAACGGUGCAGACGUCACAAUGCUGCAGCGCAGCGGUACUUAUGUCUUGACAGCCGAUAAAGGUGUCUUCAUGAUGCAUAAGGGUCUCCAUGAAGACGGAGGUCCCCCAACAGAAGAAUGUGACAUUGUCGCCGAAAGUCUCCCCUGGCCAGUCCAACUUGCAUUGAGCGUACACAUGACAAAACGUAUCGCCGAAGCCGACAAGGAUACCCUCGAGGGACUCCGAAAAGCCGGCUUUGAACUCGACUUCGGGCAAGAUGGGGCUGGUAUUGCACGCGCAUACUUCACACGCGGCGGUGGAUACUAUAUUGACGUCGGGUGCAGUCAGCUUAUAAUCGAUGGCAAGGUCAAGAUCAAGCACAACCCAGGGGGCAUCAAUGGCUUUGGAGAAGACGAGCUGCAACUAGCCGAUGGAGACUCGCUGCCAGCAGACAUUGUGGUACUUGCUACUGGAUACGAUAAUAUGCGCACGACUGUGAGAAAGGUCUUGGGUGACAAGGUCGCUGAUCGAUGCUCCGAUGUUUGGGACUUGGAUAACGAAGGAGAAGUUCAGGCUAUGUGGCGCCCCAGUGGUCACCCGGGCUUCUGGUAUUUUGGUGGAAAUCUCGCAUUGUGUCGCAUCUAUUCUCGGUUCUUGGCGCUUCAGAUCAAAGCCGUGGAGUCUGGUCUGUCCCCAGGAGUCCGACAGUGA
Molecule: messenger RNA, 1848 nt
Organism: Penicillium brevicompactum
Lineage: Eukaryota; Fungi; Ascomycota; Eurotiomycetes; Eurotiales; Aspergillaceae
Product: putative flavin-binding monooxygenase
Exons: 5
Coding region: 1-1848 (615 amino acids)
Molecular function (GO): N,N-dimethylaniline monooxygenase activity; NADP binding; flavin adenine dinucleotide binding
Source: RefSeq, a predicted model, not a curated record